CCUAACUUUAAUAAAAAAUCCUAUCGAAUCUAAACUUUACUCUCUCUUCUUUCUCUCAAUCGCUUUUUUUUUUUUUUUUUUUGGUAAAAAUCUCUCAAUCGCUUUCUUCUCCUCUCUCUCUCUAUCUCUCUCUCUCUCUCUCUGUACAGUUGAAUGAAUUGGAUGAAACAAAACCAUGCUGCUGCUCUCCCCAUCCCCAAUAUCCCUCCUCGGUGCUCUUCUCCUCUGCUUACCCCUCGCCCUGAUCUUCACCAUCACCACUACACCCACCACCACCACCACAAACGGCGGCGCCACCUCCUCCCCCUGUAUUAUCACUACCACCGGCGGUGCCAGCCCUUUCCAAACUACCCUCACCACCAACACUUCUGUCAAAAAAACCACCUCCAACCCAGUACUCACCGCGAUCAAAUCCACCAUUAAAACCCGACGACCAACAAACAAUCACACAACCACCGCUCCCCCGCCGUCCACGGCGGAAAUCUUUGUCGACGACGACGACGACAACGCUCUGUUCCGACUCGCCGCCCGGGCCAACCCGAACCCAACAAGCCCGAGGAAAAUAGCCUUCCUCUUUCUAACCACCACACCACUCCCUUUCGCUCCAAUUUGGGAAAUCUACUUCAGGAAAACCCCCAAAAUCCUGUACAACGUAUACGUACACGCCGACCCGAGUUACCGGUACGACCCGCCCUUCUCGGGCGUGUUCGAGAACCGGGUCAUACCCGGCUCCAAGCCCACCCGGCGCCACUCCCCCACCCUCAUCUCCGCCGCGCGCCGGCUGCUCUCCCACGCGCUGACGCACGACCGGUCGAAUUCCAAGUUCGCCCUCCUCUCCCCCUCCUGCAUCCCGCUCCACUCCUUCCGGUUCACCUACAAAACCCUGACCCGGUCCCGGAAGAGCUUCGUCGAGAUCCUGAAGAACGAGAGCGGCGCGUGGGAGAGGUGGGCGGCGCGUGGGGAGGAAGCCAUGCUGCCCGAGGUGCCGUUCGACGAGUUCCGGAUAGGGUCCCAGUUCUUCGUGCUGACGCGCAGGCACGCGAGGGUGGUGGUGGCCGACAGGAGGCUGUGGGCCAAGUUCAACGCGCCGUGCGCGGAGCCGUACACGUGUUACCCCGAGGAGCAGUACUUCGCCACGCUGCUGAACAGGAAGGACCCGCGCGGGUGCGUGCCGGCCACGCUCACGCACGUGGACUGGGCGGGGAGGGACGACGGUCACCCGAGGACUUACAACGCGACGGAGGUGGGGCCCGAUCUGAUCGUGCGGCUCAGGAUGGGGAGGCCCAGGUACGGCGAUGAGGAGGAGGAGGUCGCGAUCAACGGCUCGGAUGCGUCUGUGAGGAAGCGGCGUCACCCGUUCUUGUUCGCUAGAAAGUUCUCCCCGGACUCGGUCGAGCCGUUGUUGAGUAUGGCGGGUGGCGUCAUCUUUAGAGAUUAGGAUGGGGCUAAUUUUGUAAAUUACUACUCACUACUUUUUUUACUAAAAUACUGGUUUUGUGUUUUUCGAUAUAUGUAUAUACGUAAUAAAGUGUGAGGAAAAGACGGGAUAAACCCGUGCUUUUUGGCUUUA
Molecule: messenger RNA, 1570 nt
Organism: Rhododendron vialii
Lineage: Eukaryota; Viridiplantae; Streptophyta; Magnoliopsida; Ericales; Ericaceae
Product: glycosyltransferase BC10-like
Exons: 1
Coding region: 176-1438 (420 amino acids)
Cellular component (GO): membrane
Molecular function (GO): glycosyltransferase activity
Source: RefSeq, a predicted model, not a curated record